CUCGCAUUCCCGCAGUACGAGCAAAAUAGUGAUAGAAAGCUGAGUAAAAUGUCUCUCCUGCCUUAUCUCUUCGACUACGACCACCCUCGCUGGCCAAGGCGACUCCUCGACCAAAAUUUCGGCUUAACUCUCUCUCCAGAAGAUGUAACAUCAGCUGCAAAUUUGAAUUCUCCCUUAAUCUCUCGAUUGAAACCGUGGUGGCCCGACGCAGGAUCUUCGAUUAAAACAGAAAAGGACAAAUUCCAGAUCAACGUAGACGUACAACAUUUCUCACCAGACGAAAUCACAGUCAAGACUUCCGAUGGCUUCAUCGUCAUCGAGGGGAAACAUGAGGAGAAAAAAGAUGAACAUGGGUUCGUUUCGAGACAAUUUUCGAGGAGAUUCAAGUUGCCUGAGGAUAUAAACGUUGAUGCUGUGCAGUCCAGGCUAUCUUCAGAUGGAGUUCUGACUGUAGUAGCUCCGAAAAAAACAGCUGUUGCUAAAGGCGAGAGAAUAGUUCCUAUCACACCUACGGGACCUAUAAGACAACUUGUGGAUGAAACUAAAAGUGAAGUUGUAAGUUAAUUGAUUUUGUAAUUUUAAGACUGUAUUUGUGUUUAUGUUAUUGUUUUUAUUACAAUAAAUUAUAUUAUUUAUUA
Molecule: messenger RNA, 638 nt
Organism: Plodia interpunctella (Indianmeal moth)
Lineage: Eukaryota; Metazoa; Arthropoda; Insecta; Lepidoptera; Pyralidae
Product: protein lethal(2)essential for life-like
Exons: 1
Coding region: 49-564 (171 amino acids)
Biological process (GO): response to heat; protein refolding
Cellular component (GO): nucleus; cytoplasm
Source: RefSeq, a predicted model, not a curated record